Chroicocephalus ridibundus (black-headed gull) is the source of this 2301-nucleotide messenger RNA. It is a transcript of the gene CTSS, whose product is annotated as cathepsin S. Gene Ontology annotation, molecular function: cysteine-type endopeptidase activator activity involved in apoptotic process; cysteine-type endopeptidase activity. Gene Ontology annotation, cellular component: lysosome. The coding region runs from base 900 to 1892 and encodes 330 amino acids. The transcript is spliced from 8 exons. Gene Ontology annotation, biological process: positive regulation of apoptotic signaling pathway; immune response; positive regulation of peptidase activity. Lineage: Eukaryota; Metazoa; Chordata; Aves; Charadriiformes; Laridae. The record is from RefSeq and is a predicted model, not a curated record.
GAGGGUGAGGGGUGGUGCGGAAGGAGGCAGUUACCCCCACCGUUGUCUAAUUUUUGCUUCUUUCCUCUUCCGAAAGUUGGGGUGCGCAUUUCGGUCACCGGACGGCGAGGAACCCGGGGAAGCGUUGGGGUGUUGCCAGCUCCGGUGUCCACCCCCCGAUCCGGAGGGGUUCCCCCGCACCGGGAUGAGCUCCCGAGACGCUGCCCCGCUCCCCUCCGGCCUUCCCUCCUCCGAGAAUGCCACCGCCUUCCCACAGAUCGGCAGCAGAAACGAGGAGCGGCCGCCCUGUUGGCUUGUUCAAGCGUCUUGAUGGCCAGCGCAUUCCCCCUCCCCAGGGAGACGUAGCCAUUAACAAGGGAUAAUCCGUUGGGAGUUAUUCCAGUUAUUUAGGUGGAGGGCUCUCUGUUGUCAUUGCUCGCUCUCGCAAUCUCUGCCAGCUUUUUAGAAAAUGACUCAGCUGCAUCUUCAAAGCUCUUGAGACACAGUUUUGUUUCCUCCUUUUCUCUUAGACGAUGGUUUCUUGCAGCCAUUUUACAUCCCGUGAUGCUUUGUAGCGGUGAGAAACUCGCCCUCCUGCCUGGCUGUCCUUCGUGGAACCCGGAGAUGCCCUGAGAAGAGGCCGGAGCGGGAUUUCCAGGCAGCGGAGACUUUGCUGGCCACCUUUUCGGCCUGACGGCGACGUAAUGUCCAUUAAACGGGUCUCCUGCUGUCCGCGCAGCACUGAGGUGGGCCAGAUCAGCUCCAUCGCGUGACCGUAGUCCGGCCACGUCUUCCUCUCUCUGCUGCUCCACAGACAAGGGAAUAAAUGCAGGGGUCAAGCGCGGCUCCAGCUCCGAGCCCUCGGCUCCCAGCGCGUAGUGCCGUGUGUCGCUCCGACUCCCCGAUCCCAGCUGAGCGGGAUGGAGCUGCUGGCUGCCGUCGCCUUCCUGGCCGUGCUUGCGGUGGCACUGGGACACCCCGACCCCGCGCUGGACUGGCACUGGCAGCUCUGGAAGAAAACCUACGGCAAGGAGUACCAGCAUGAGAAAGAGGAAGGGGUCCGGCGCGUGACGUGGGAGAGGAACCUGCGCCUGGUGACGCUGCACAAUCUGGAGCAGUCCCUGGGGCUGCACUCCUACCAGCUGGGCAUGAACCACCUGGCAGACAUGACCCGCGAGGACGUGGCGGCUUUGCUAACUGGGCUGCACGUUGUUCCUCGGCCAAACCGGGUCUCCACGUACCAACCACGGCCUGGCGGCGAAGUCCCAGACACGGUGGACUGGAGGGAGAAGGGAUGCGUCACGGAUGUGAAGAACCAGGGCGCCUGUGGGUCGUGCUGGGCGUUCAGCGCCGUGGGAGCCCUGGAAGCCCAGGUGAAGCUGAAGACGGGGAAGUUGGUGUCCCUGAGCGCCCAGAACCUCAUUGACUGCUCCAUGAUGUACGGGAACAAAGGCUGCAGCGGAGGUUUCAUGACCAACGCUUUCCAGUACAUCAUCGACAAUGAAGGGAUUGACUCGGAUGAGUCCUACCCCUACACGGCACAGAACGGGACGUGUCAAUACAACGCUUCCACGCGAGCCGCCACUUGUUCCAAGUACGUCGAGCUCCCCUACGCCAACGAAACAGCCCUGAAGGAUGCUGUAGCCAACAUUGGACCCGUCUCUGUCGCCAUUGACGCCACCCAGCCCACCUUCUUCUUGUACAGGUCAGGUGUGUACGAUGACCCCCGGUGCACGCAGGAGGUGAAUCACGGAGUCCUCGUCAUCGGCUACGGCACUCUAAAUGAUAAGGAUUACUGGCUGGUGAAAAACAGUUGGGGCGUGAAUUUCGGUGACGGGGGCUACAUCCGCAUGUCGAGGAACCACGCGAACCACUGCGGCAUCGCCAGCUACGCCUCUUACCCCCUGAUAUAGACGGGCCCCGUGCUUCAGAGAGGAGUCCCGAGGCUUCAGCUAACCCACUGAUGCGACGCUUGCGUGGAUCUGCUAACUUCAAGAAUCAUUUCCCGGCUCUGUGGGCACCGUCCUCUUAGAUCGGCCUGUCCUACAGGCUGGGAGGGGGGUCCUUGGCACGGGAGAAUUUUGGAAUAUGAUUUACAGGUACCUAGUGACUUCUUUUGGGGCGGGGGGGGAAAGUUGUUUUUUUUUUUCCCCGGAAUAAAAUGGCGCUACCCACCGUUAUAACGGAGGUCGUGGUUUCCUCUCCCCAGUUUAGCAUUGAGUACCGCUACGGUGGCGCAGGUAUCGUUGUAUCGCGGUGUGACGGGGAUGAAACUGCAGAAUUUCUUUGAAAAAUAAAAGAUGGGUUUCACUGCCCAAAGGU